ACACACGGUCCGACAUGCGCCCAUGUGGUAGCACAAGUUCAACAAACCCGGACUCAGACAGAUUUCGUGAGAUGCUCCAGCUCGGAUCUUAGGGACUGAAGGGCGACCCCUGAGAGGACCGUCCCGCCGCAGAGCCCCCACUGUUCCGCGGACAGUGACGAGCAGCCCGCCCGCCUCCCCCGGAUCUACAGGAAGAAGACGCCAAAAUGUCAGAAAGGAGGGGCCGGAAAAAUUCUGUCUUCCUGUCCUCUUUAUUGGUGUGUUGUAUGUUCGCCAGCGCAGAGUACUCCAGCUGCGGAGAAUAUGAGUUCUUCAACCAGACCAGUAACAGCUGCCAGGCGUGUCCGCAGUGCCAGCCAGGACAAGAGCCGCAUAUGACGUGUGGAUAUGGCGUGAAAGAUGAGGACUUCACAUGUGUGCCGUGUCCCCAGGGGAAAUACUCCAAAGGGAAGUACGAGAUCUGCAGACGCCACAAGGACUGCGACGCCCUCUAUAGAGCGACAGUGCUCAUAGCAGGCACCCCAGAGAGUGAUGCAGAGUGUGGGCCCUGUUUGCCUGGGUAUUACAUGUUGGAGAAUAGACCUAGAAACCUGUAUGGGAUGGUGUGCCACUCCUGCCAAAAUGCACCUGCCAACACCAAAGAAUGUAGAAACAAAGCACCAGCGCCCCCUCCAGCUGAUCCAGGGAGCACCACCAUGUUCCCCUCUCGUCAUAAAGAACCCACAGCACAGGGUCACCUAGCUACAGCUCUGAUCAUCGCCAUGUCAACCAUCUUCAUCAUGGCUAUCGCCAUCGUCCUCAUCAUCAUGUUCUACAUCCUGAAGGCCAAACCCAAUGGACACGCCUGUUGCUCCGGACAAGUGGUGAAGACUGUAGAGGCUCAGACAAGCAAACAGGAAGACAAGAAAGACGUUCCCGAUAACGUUGUGAUCUAUGCAGAGAAGGAUGAGUUUGACAAACUGAAAGCUCCUCCGCAGAAGACAGUAAAAAGUGAAAACGAUGCUUCUUCUGAAAACGAGCAGCUUUUGGGCCGCAGCAUCGAUAGCGACGAGGAGGCGGCGCUGGACAAACAGGGCUCAGCUGACUCCACUAACCCCACCCCCAACCUGUGCUUGGUGAAUGUAGGCAACAAGCCGGACCUGUGCCUCCUGUCUCUGGGUCUCCUGGAACAUGAGCGUGUGUGUAACGGGACCACCAGCCCCAUCAGCUCUGUCCCCAGUCCCAACCACCUCAGUAACAUCAACCACAUCAGCAGCAUGAACGCCCUCAACAACAACAAUAAAACGCCAGGGAUGCUGCAGAGUCGAAGAAAAAACAUUCUGGAUCUGUAUGCCAGAGCUUGCAGUAUGACAGAAGGCCUGAGCCCCACUGAGCUUCCCUUCGACUGUUUGGAGAAGGCGAGCCGUAUGCUGAGCUCCUCUUACAGCAGUGAGGCGGCUGUGGUGAAGACCUGGAGGCAUCUCGCCGAGAGUUUUGGCCUGAAGCGGGAUGAAAUCGGUGGCAUGAGCGACGGGCUGCAGCUGUUUGAGCGUGUAAGCACCGCUGGCUACAGCAUCCCAGAUCUGCUCACCCGUCUGGUGCAGAUAGAGAGGCUGGACGCUGUGGAGUCUCUAUGUGUGGAUGUGUUGGGCAGCUCUGAGCUAACACUAACGGCAAACGCUAAUGGUCGGAGCUUUCGCAGUCAGCUGGUGUGCCCGUCCCCCUGCUCCUCACCCUCUCAGCGCUGCGCAAGUGUUUAAGUAUUUGGGACAGUCUAAAAGAGACUGAUCAGACUGCAAAGACUGUAAAGACUAAGCAGAGAGACUGAGCUAACAGCAUGUGACUAUACAGUACAUGAAGAAUAUCAUAGGACAAUGAUGCAACUAUUGCAUCUGAAAUGCUGGAAUUUUACCUUCACAGUUGAAGUAGAUGACAUGAGAGAUUACUCUACCUUGACCAAAGGCCUUAUAAUAAGCUCUAUCAAAUCUUUUUAUUGUGGAAAACAAUUCAUAAAAAUCCAUAGUUUUGUACUUUGCACACAUUUGUGAUGAUAAAAAAGGUUUUGACAUCUGGUCCAGUUAUAUGUGCAGGUCACAAAUCCAUACCUACAGGAUACCUAAUAGAAGAUAUAUGAGAAAAAUAGUGCCUCGUGUCUAAAGUAGGAAAGACAUUUCAUCACAAUGAAUCUAUGACCCGAUGUUUGCGCAGAUCUACCUAAACUGUAAUCAUCACUCACUGAACAUUCAGACACAGGAGCGAUAGAUUUGAGCUGCCUUCUUAAAAUGUAAUCAUGACACCAGCGGAAAUGCUUAAAUAUUGUGCAUCUUGUAAUAUCCAAACCCUAAGCUUUGAAGUCAUACUCUCUUUUACACAUUGCAAAAUUAAUCCUGGUCAACUAAAACUAAGCUUUUUUACCAAUAUAUUGACCGGAAUCGCUAAUAUUUCCUCUGUCUCUGCCCUAUAGCCUGUGUCUAUGCCCCCCUCUCAUGGUUCCUUCCUCUACCCCUUUUACCAAAAUCGCUGUGGUCUAGUUCUGCCGCCAGUCCUAAUUAUUUGGCGUGUGGCUGCCCUGGGCCCCUAAUAGGCUGAAGUGUUGUGGUUUACAGAGCUGGUGCAAAGUGCCUGUGAUUUCCAGCACCCAAUUAAGCAUUUAGGACCACUUACCCACCAAAAGCCCAAUGGAAAUGCCAUAAAACCAGGCUUUAAAAAGAUAUGAGAGGAGAAGCUUGAGAGACUGCCUGGUGGGGUGGCUGGUACGUGACUACAACUACGCCAAUGCAAGUUUAUUUGUAUAGCACAGUUCAUACAAGUAACUCAAAGUGCUUUACAAAAUAAGAAAGACAUUAAAAUAACAAUACAAACAAGUCAAAAACAUAAAUAUGACCAUUAAAAGAGAAGAGUGCAGAAUAAAAACCUUUCAGUCAUAUGCACAGCUAAACAGAACUGUUUGGAGCCUGGAUUUAAACAUUAAGUCAAAGGCCUGUCUCACAUCUUUAGGAAGACCAUUUCAGAUUUUAGCUCCAUAAAAUUCUUUAGGGUGAUCUGUAUCAAGAACUGUCAAGGGUAUUUUAGUUGUUAAAUAAAUGUAUCUUUUUCUAUUAUUGCUAAGAAAUUUGUGAACAGAUUAUUAUGGAAUAGAGUAAGAUCACUGUUGUGUGUUAGUGUUCAAUCCAAUUCAGUCUUUAUGAAGAAUACAGAAUAUCCGUUUCAUAGUGAAUAGUAAAAAAAAAAGAGUAGUGUAUCCAAAGAACCAAAGAAUUGUAAAUGAUUUACACAAACAUGUACAACCUUUUUAAAAUAACUGAAAAUUUGAGCUCCUCAGAAAAACACAAAGCCUGAGGUCAGGAGUCGUAAUAUGGACCAAAAUCCUAAUGCUUCUGGGUAAAGAUAUUCGCUGCCUACUUAUUGUUGCAUAUGUGGUGUGGGUAAUGAAAGAACAUUUACCCCAGAACUAAAGAUCUUCAGAUCCAAAGAAAACACAGUGUGAGUAGUGUUUACUAAAAACUCAGUCAACAAUAUUUCAAUCAGCUGGCCAAGUAGUAUACAAAAUAAACAUUACUGUGGUUGGUUCUGUCAUGCCCCCCUAUGGGACUAAUAUGCCAAAUAAGAAAAAUAUGCAGUUGUUUAGGUUAAGUUCCUUCAGGAAGCAUUUUGAGCUUAUGGGGACUGAUAAGCAUUAGUUUGAACAUAAAGAAAGGCCUAUUGUCAAGGUUUAUUGCGGUUUUCAAGCUUUAACUCAAAAUGCCAGGCCCCCUUUUGAUCUCAGUGCUUUUGAAUUGAGCUGAUCUAUAUCUGAUGCCUGGUGUUGUCAACAUAAUGUCCCUUGACUGCUCUGCUGAAAAUCAAACAGCCUGCCUGCUGCCAAGUCCUAAUGUUUUCUGGGGCUGGCCUCCAGUAUUUCAAAUGAAUAAUAUGCAUUGCUUAUGCAGCGUGGAUGUUUUUUCUGAGAUCUUUUGUCAAGGCAAAUCAAACACUCACCUUUGAAAACGAAGGCGGUGUGGUCCUCGCUCAGACCAACUCAAAACAGGUCCAACAUGUAUUUCCAAUUUUUAUUUUUUUUAAUACUUUUUGUAAAUAACGUGAAUUGUGGAUUGAAUUUUAAGACGGACAACAGCCCUUGUUUGAGACAGGUCAAAUCCUGUCUGGUGUUAAUAUGUGUAUGAUGUACAGAAGCCAGUGUAGAAUAACUUACCUCAGUCACUCAUUCAUUAGCAAGACAUGUAGAGACACAUUCAAACUCAUCACUCCACCAAAGUGUAACUGUAUAUAUAACUUAUUAUUGUACAUAUUGUAUACUAUAUUAAAGAUG
Molecule: messenger RNA, 4288 nt
Organism: Periophthalmus magnuspinnatus
Lineage: Eukaryota; Metazoa; Chordata; Actinopteri; Gobiiformes; Gobiidae
Gene: edar
Product: ectodysplasin A receptor
Exons: 12
Coding region: 207-1739 (510 amino acids)
Biological process (GO): positive regulation of JNK cascade; positive regulation of canonical NF-kappaB signal transduction
Cellular component (GO): plasma membrane
Molecular function (GO): signaling receptor activity
Source: RefSeq, a predicted model, not a curated record